This is a messenger RNA of Manduca sexta (tobacco hornworm), 1549 nucleotides long. RefSeq names its product SUN domain-containing protein 3. Gene Ontology annotation, molecular function: protein-membrane adaptor activity. NCBI's taxonomy places the organism in Eukaryota, Metazoa, Arthropoda, Insecta, Lepidoptera, Sphingidae. The record is from RefSeq and is a predicted model, not a curated record. Gene Ontology annotation, biological process: nuclear envelope organization. Gene Ontology annotation, cellular component: meiotic nuclear membrane microtubule tethering complex; nuclear envelope.
UAAAGUAUUUUUAAAAUUGUAUGAUAUAACGUUAUAUAGGCCCAGGUAAGAAAAUAUAAAUGUAUCCCAAUCUAAAGUGCAUUUUACCACAAACAGUUUGAUUUAUAAUAUUUUGACAUGAAGUUAUUUUAACAUGGCAUACGUUUGUUCGGACAUCGUGGGCCACAGCAGUGGCGAAGGGUUCAUAUAAUCAGAUUCCUGCCGGCUUCCCUUUGUGUACAAUUUUUGUAGAGUCCAAUUAUAAUCAGAACGAUUUUCAGACCGCAUCUAUACAUAUUAGUAGCUAUAUGUUGUGUCGGAUUAUCUUCCGCCACUGGGCCACAGGCACUGUAUAGGUAGGUACGCAUACUCUUUGAUGUAGCAGUAGAUUUUCUUUUAUUCAAAGACUUAUAAAAAGAUGACUUGACAUUGAAAUUUAAAACAUCAAUCAAUCAAAGAUAUGAUAAUAUGAUAUUAUUAUUUAUAAUCACAACAAAUUGGAAUUGGAUUAUUAUUUAUUUGAAAGAAAAUUAAAUUAAUUCUGUUAUAACAUUUCUCAUCUCUAUAAUCACUUUAUAUAGCUGAUCUAUAAUUUUAUUUAUGGAUUAUGAUUAUGAGAACCCCGGUUGUCUUCGGAAUUUAUUUCGUUCGUUUGUUUGUGCAACACUGAGCCUGUUGCUGUUCUUUCAUUUUUACACUUAUGUUUGGGGUCCUCCGCAAGAUUCAAAUGGAGACUUAUCCGACAUCAAAUACGUCGUUAUGCAACUCACGCGUGGAUUAUCGGAGGUGAAUCGCAAGCACGAACAGUUGCAAGGGGAAAUGGAACGCAUGUCGGCAGUGAUACCAGCCGCCACCGCUGCUGCUGGACGAGCCAGAGACGCACUGCAACCACCACGCCGCAAUAACCACCAAGCACUUGAUGUUCAUGACUAUGAUCGACAGGUUACGGACUAUGCGCUGGAGUCUGCAGGUGGGAGAGUCGUCGACACCGGCGACACUAUCGAACAUGUGAUUCACGAAUCGCCGGUCGGCUGGGCGCUCCACACUCUGACUGCCUUAGUAUGUCGAGGGUGCCUAGGGGCCAGCGUCAUAAUCCGUCCCGGCACAUUGCCUGGAGAGUGCUGGGCUUUUAGAGGUUCUAAAGGGACCACCAUUCGAUUGUUGGGAACUGUGCAAGUGACUGGCGUUAGUGUAGAGCACAUAUCAGCGCACAUAUCUCCGACCAGGGAAAUAUCAUCAGCGCCUCGACUGUUUCAAAUAGAAGGCUUGGAGUCUCGAGUUGAUCCAUACCCACAUGACUUUGGAACUUUUGAAUACGACAAGGAGGGUAAACCCAUACAAUAUUUUGACGUCUUGCAUCCUUCUACCAAAGGAUAUUAUCUGAUACGAGUGAAAGUGUUAUCGAACUGGGGCCACUCUGUCUACACAUGUUUGUAUAGGUUCAGAGUUCACGGUGAGCUGGUGCCUGGCCAAGCUUCUCAUAAUACUGUCAUGGAUGAGGGUGAUUUGUUUAUAGAAAAAGAAUAAAAAGGUCAAUAUUUACAUUCAGUGUUAUAUUUUAAGAGAUAUA